GUCAACAUCAGGUAAUCAUUCUUCUUGAGCCUGAGAGAGAGAGAGAGAGCUCUGAAGCUUUAAUGGCGGCAAACUCCGGCAUGCAGUUGUUCUCUUCAUCCGGCGAUUUCGCCGAUUUCGAUUUCGGGUUCGGGUUCGGGUUCGCAGGCGAUUGUCCACAGGAGGCUGCUUUUCAUCCGCCUCCUCCUUCCGUUGAAGUGCUUCCCUCGGAGGUUUCUCAAAAUGUCAAGUACACUGUGGAGCCUGUCAAUCUGGGAGAACUCACGUUGCUCAAGGGCCGGGUCAGCACCCAUGAGGUCUUUUCCUUGUCAAAUUCGGACUUGGUGCCUGGGAAAUAUGAAGGAGGACUGAAGCUAUGGGAAGGCUCGAUGGACUUGGUUAAUGCCCUCCAGUCAGAAAUCCAAGCUGGGCAUUUAUCAUUUAGUGGCAAGAGAGUGCUAGAGCUUGGAUGCGGUCAUGGACUUCCGGCAAUCUUUGCAUGCCUUGAGGGUGCUCCUACUGUUCACCUACAAGACUUCAAUGCAGAGGUGCUGCAAUGUCUAACCAUUCCAAAUAUGGAUGCAAAUUUGAAGAAAUCCCAAGCUCCUGAAUGUAGAAUAGCAGAUAGAGAUAUUCGUUUCUUUGGUGGUGACUGGAGCAAUGUCCAUCAAAUACUUCCAUACGUAAUAGAUAAUGAAGAGGAUGCCAUUGGGGAUAAUGGCUCUGCCUCAGGGGGUUAUGAUGUGAUAUUAAUGGCCGAGACAGUGUAUUCAGUCUCCUCUCUCCAAAAUCUGUAUGAACUUGUAAAGAAGUGCAUGGGUUGUCCUCAUGGAGUUACUUACAUGGCUGGUAAGAAGCAUUACUUUGGGGUUGGAGGGGGAACUCGGAGAUUUCUGUCUUUGGUGGAGAAAGAUGGCAUAAUGACAAGCAGCAUAGUUGCUGAAGUGGCUGAUGGUUCAUCUAACCUUCGUGAGAUUUGGAGGCUUUCAUUCAAGUAACUUUGGGCUGGUCAACUGGAAAUUGAUAUCUAUAGAAAGAGAAGGUUAAUGGGACUCAUCAUACAAUGUUUCAUUCCCUUAGCAAACUUCAGUUGUCGAUGCUAUAGUUUUUCUUAGUUUCUUAUCUCAUUACCCAUGGUUUGGAAUGUGUUAUUGUGCGCUGAACUUUUGAAAACAUGGCUUAAGAUGGCGAGAUUCAAAAAUUGGGUUUGGAAUCAUCUCAUUUCUUU
This is a messenger RNA of Rhodamnia argentea, 1207 nucleotides long. Its product is annotated as histidine protein methyltransferase 1 homolog. The transcript has 8 exons. NCBI's taxonomy places the organism in Eukaryota, Viridiplantae, Streptophyta, Magnoliopsida, Myrtales, Myrtaceae. The coding region runs from base 63 to 977 and encodes 304 amino acids. The record is from RefSeq and is a predicted model, not a curated record.